AGGCCCAUCUUCACACCCAUCCCAUUGUAACAUACUCCAAUUCCGUCAUUCUCCUGCAUAUAUAUUGUGGAGAAUUGGGACUUCAGCCGCAUCCCAAAAAGCAGAGCAAAACCUUCUUCGUCUCCACAAAACUUGCAGAGGACAACUGGUCGGUCCAGGUUGAUUAGGGGUGACACUCAGCAUGGGGGAGAAGGUCGAAAACUAUUUGUACUUGCAAUUUAAGGAACAUCUUAGAAGGGUGAAUCUUAACAAGCUCGAGGAGCAAAAGGAAUCUCCUGAGUUUGAACUAGUGGCAGAUUUUCUGGAGGAGAAACUCCCCUAUGGAAUGUGUGUUUUUUUGCAAGAUUCGAAUAAAUUGUACAUGGUUGGAGGAGAAAGGAUUCGGAAGAAUGAAAGAGCUGGAAGGUAUUGGUGGGAAGGAUUUCCCGUUGCUGCAAACGAAUUUGACCCCUCUGGCCUCAGUUGUGAUGUUUUUGUGUUAGAUUCCUCCAACGGAAAAAUCUCUGCUGCUCCUGGUUUUCCAAAACCAAAAGGACCAAAGAUCAAUGCCAAACCUUUGGCCACCAUCGGUGACAAGGUAUACGUAAUGAGUUUUCGGCCAUAUUACUAUCGAGGUACGCUUCCAUCUCCGGCCUUUGAGUGCUAUGAUUCUGCAAAACAGUCAUGGGAGGAGCUGCCUGUGCCUCCAAAUUACUAUCAUUUGCGUUCUGCUUCUCCUACUCAUGGGUUUCAUUUUGUGCUGGGCCCAAAGAUUUAUUUGUGCACUCGUCAUGGGUUCUUUUGUUACAACGUGGAUCAGUCCCCACCUAAAUGGGAAUUCAUAGUAGAUGCAGAGUGGCAGUUUGAUCGGGACACCUCAUAUGAAUCAGAAGUGGAAAUGGUAGACCACAAGAUUGAGGACCCCUCACUGCCUCUGAUACCGGCUUGGCCCUACCAUUCUAUAUGUUUUGCAGAACCGGGAAAAGGGGGCCUCGCCGUUGGCUAUACUGCUCAAGGAUUAGUGGGUUACUUCUUGGCAUCUAAUGGUGACCUACUGUAUCAAGAGCCACUUAAUCAGUUGAACAGCAACUCUAAGCUUCCCUCCCCCGAUAACUAUUUCUUUGGUGGAAAAGUUUGCUAUGUAGGUGAAAACAAAUUCUGUCUCAUUCUAUCCGGAGAAAUUGAUCAAACUUCAUGGUCGUUGGCUGUAGCAACUUUUGAUGUGAAAUGGAAAGCGGAUGUUCAAAAUGAUGGUGAUGGAGGAGGGAAACACUUCUACCAUGAUCUUCCUCUGAGUUAUCAUCAGUUUGACAAUAUUAAUUCGUCUUUUUCUAAUGCUUGCGAAUAUGAGAACAACGAGUCUCCGAGGCUUUAUGAUUACUUCAAUUUCCAGGAUGCCUUCGUCAUAUCCUCCGAGCCUAAGAGCCAGCGUCACCACAACCACAAGCGCAAGCGGAGUAUGAUGGGUGUAGGUUUUCAGUUGGUGUGAAUUGUCUAUGGUUGGGAGGGGUUAGAUAAGGCGUGCACAGUCGACCGCUUUUGUUAAUGUUGGAUUUUGUGCUUUGUUUAUCCCUGGGUUUGGUCCUCCAGUUCCAAUGAGGCUUAUAUUGUGGGCUGAUAUAAGGCAUGCACAGUUGACUGCUUUUGUUACGGAAGAUGGAAAGUCUUUAAGAUUACCAUUUCUGGUUGCCCAAGGUGUUAUUAGGGUAUUUUGGUUGUAAUAUAUUUCUGAUAGAUAUUAGUGUGAUUUAUUGAUUGUUUCCAAUUACUAUCCUUUGAUUAUGCCUGCCAGUUGAAUAUUGCUAUAAGAACUUUUUUAAUUGGACAUAGUUGUAGCUUUAAUAUGAAAUGUCAAGUUCAUCAAUUGACAGGAAAAAGAAAAAAAAAAAACAUUUUUUCUCUUUUUUCUUUACCUAUUUGUCUUCCUGAUAUAGAUUAAUUGUUUU
Rosa rugosa (rugosa rose) is the source of this 1925-nucleotide messenger RNA. RefSeq lists its product as uncharacterized. The transcript is spliced from 3 exons. Lineage: Eukaryota; Viridiplantae; Streptophyta; Magnoliopsida; Rosales; Rosaceae. Gene Ontology annotation, molecular function: protein binding. Bases 182 to 1468 code for a protein of 428 amino acids. The record is from RefSeq and is a predicted model, not a curated record.